AAAAAACACUCGAAGGCGAUUGAUCGAUCGAGGAAGCGAGGAGCGAGCGAACUGAAAAGGAAACUAGUCAAAAUAGAAACAACAACAAGAAAUUUAAAAAUUUGAUUUUGAAAUUAUUGGAAUUUAGAAUAUUAAAUUUACUUGCAAUUGUUUUUCGUUUUUUGUUUAUUUUUUUGUUUUAAUUUUAAUUUCUUGUUUUUGGCCUAAUAUUUUUGUUGUUUUGUUGUUGUUGCUAUUCUAUUGGAAAAUUUAAAAUGUCACAGCCUUUGAAAUUUUAUUUUGAUUUUCUAAAUCAAUCGAGUCGCGCUCUAUAUAUAUUCCUGGAGGCAUCCAAAAUACCCUUCGAGGCGAUACCCAUUUCAAUGCUGAAAGGUGAGCAUUUAACUGGCGAAUUCCGUGACAAGGUCAAUCGUUUCCGUAAGCUGCCGGCCAUAACCGAUCAUGGCUAUCAAUUGUCUGAGAAUACGGCCAUCUUUCGCCAUUUGGCACGAGAGAAACUUGUGCCGGAGCAUUGGUAUCCACGUCGUCAUCUUGGCCGUAGUCGGAUCGAUGAGUAUUUAGCCUGGCAUCAAUCCAAUAUGGGUGUAGCAUGUACGGAAUAUUUUCAACAAAAAUGGCUGGUUCCAUAUCUGCAAAAGACGCGACCAUCUGAUAAUGCGGUAAAUGUGGCUGGAAAGCAAUUGGAGCACACAUUAAACGAUUUCGAGCAACUCUUUCUGAAUUCACGUAAAUUCAUGAUGGGUGACAAUAUAUCCUAUGCCGAUCUCAGUGCCAUCUGUGAGAUAGAUCAGCCCAAAUCGAUUGGAUUCAGUGCCUUUAAGAAUCGCAACAAGUUGGCUAGAUGGUACGAUUCAGUACGCGAAGAAUUGGGACCCCAUUACAAGAGUGUUUACGAGGAGUUCGAGGCUAAGCUGAAGCUGAACAAUCAGGGCCAACAAGGCGUGGCCCAGGCGCAGGCGCUGUAAAAUCCGAUUUCCACUUAAUAUAUAUAUAUAUAUAUUAUCUACCUAUAUUUGUUAUAUAUUUAAUUGCUCCAUAAGAGAAAACUAAAACUGUUUAUGUAAUUUAUAUUUUUCUUUUAAAUAUUCUUCAA
This is a messenger RNA of Drosophila willistoni, 1093 nucleotides long. RefSeq names its product glutathione S-transferase theta-3 (gene GstT4). The transcript is spliced from 4 exons. The record is from RefSeq and is a predicted model, not a curated record. Gene Ontology annotation, biological process: glutathione metabolic process. NCBI's taxonomy places the organism in Eukaryota, Metazoa, Arthropoda, Insecta, Diptera, Drosophilidae. Gene Ontology annotation, molecular function: glutathione transferase activity. Gene Ontology annotation, cellular component: cytoplasm. The coding region runs from base 255 to 965 and encodes 236 amino acids.